GACAAUAGGAUUGUUGCCAAAGCAUAGGAUUGGGCCGGUUGAUUGAAAUCCAUGUUUGUUGCAAUGAGAGAGAGAGAGCCUGCCUUGUUGAUAACGCCCUCACAAUGCAUUCCCUUAUUUAACACCCUUCCCCCCCACCUCUCCAAAGGUCGGGCAACCAUCAAACACUUCACUUUCAGCUCAAACCAUGGCGCCCAGCCUCUGUUUUCAACCAUGUGACCGAGUGGAGCACCUCUCAGUCCCCAACCUCAUUCUCCUUGGCCUCACUUGGCCCUUCCACCCAUUUCCCCACACCCCACUUUCCGGCCAUGAAGACAAACAAGGCCCAUUGUCCGGUCUGGAAUUCCAAUUUUCCGGCAAGAAGGAAGACCCCUUUUCCGGUCUCGAAAACCCCUUUGCCCUUGGGAAAGAGAGCCUGGUCCCCGGUAACAAAGAAAACCAAUUCGCCGGUGACGAAAGCAAGUUGUCGAUCACAUUCCCCGGCGAUGAAAGCCCAUUCACUAGCAAGGGAGGUCAAUUUUUCGGGGACGAAAGCCAGGAAAACCGACUGAACAAGCGACUGUUUUCUGAUGCAGAAAGUCCAUUUUCCGGCAAGGGAAACUGGUUUUCUGGCAGGAAGAGGCCAAGGGCCGAUCAACUCGGCUUCCGUGACCACGUGUUGACAUACAAAGAGCAAUUUGCCGAAGCUGAGUCCCUCCUCAUCCAAGACAGUAGUGGAGGAGCCCCAGAGGCCGAGGACACUGGCGGAGGCGGCGUUCGCCUCGUACAACUUCUCAUGGCGUGUGCCGAGGCUGUGGCUUGUCGGGAUCAAAAACAAGCUCGAACACUCUUAUUCGAACUCCAUGCUGAGGCCUCGCCCUUUGGCGCCCCGUUCCAGCGUGUGGCUGCCUGCUUUGCGGCUGGGCUCUCUGCUCGUUUGGCAACACUUGCUUCUGCACCAGGGCCGCUGAUGCUAGGCCAGCCAAGCAUGGAGGAGCGGAGCGAGGCGCUGAGGCUUGCGUACGAGGCGUGCCCGUUCAUCAAGUUUGGACACUUCGUCGCGAAUGCUGCCGUACUGGAAGCCUUUGAGGGAGAAAACUCUGUCCACGUCGUGGACCUUGGCAUGACUGCCUGCCUACCGCAUGCGCCGCAGUGGCGCUCGCUUUUGCGAGCCCUUGCGGCGCGACCCGGGGGCCUGCCGCGCUGCAUGCGACUCACCGCGGUGGGACCACGCGCAGCACCAUUGAAUGCCAUUGGUGCAGAGCUUUGCGCCUUUGCGCAGAGCCUAGGGAUUGAUCUCCAAUUUGCUGCUGUGGAGACCACCCUCGAAAGCCUAAAACCAGAGGACCUCGCCCCUGAGCCCGGUGAGGCACUUGCGGUGUGCUGCGUGCUCGAACUGCACCGUGCUGUGAAGGAGAGCCGUGGAGCCCUCCACUCUGCGCUCCGUGGGGUGCACCGCCUUGCACCCCGCGUACUCACGGUCGUCGAGCAAGAUUCCGGCCACAACGGCCCCUUCUUCCUCGGCCGUUUCACUGAGGCCCUCCACUACUACUCCUCAAUCUUUGACGCCCUCGACGCCAGCCUCCCCCGAGGGGACACUGGGCGCAUGCGGGUUGAGCAACACCACUUUGGCGAAGAAAUCAAGAACAUUGUCGCGUGCGAGGGGGCAGAUCGCGUCGAGCGGCACGAGCGUGCAGACCAGUGGCGCCGCAGGAUGAGCCGAGCAGGAUUCCAGUCCGCACCAAUCCGGCUCGUGGGACAGGCUCGGAGGUGGCUGGCCGACACUUGGACAGGCGAGGGAUACACCGUGGUGGACGAGAAGGGGUGCCUCGUGCUCGGAUGGAAGUCGCGGCCCAUCGUGGUGGCCUCAUGCUGGAAGUGCGCUCAGUGAGGGGCACCGUGUGUGCCUCACAAGCAACGCCUGGCGCUUAGGUGCACCAUGCGCCUUAGUGUUGCUAGGCGCCUCUUGGAAUGAAAUAAAGGUUGUUGCUCUUUGAUUUGGGGCCAUGACCCUGAGAGCGCACAGAAUAAAGAGAGGCAGUUAUUAAAGAGCUUGGGGCGCCGUGCGUUCUAGCACUCGGUCUUUGAACAUUGAGACUUGCACUGUUGCAAAGUGGAUCGGGAACGGGGGCUUGGAUGGAACAGUCGCAUGAAACAUGAGUAACAAACAAAGCCACGAGUACGAGUGAGAA
Messenger RNA from Amborella trichopoda, 2171 nucleotides. RefSeq names its product GRAS family protein RAD1. NCBI's taxonomy places the organism in Eukaryota, Viridiplantae, Streptophyta, Magnoliopsida, Amborellales, Amborellaceae. The record is from RefSeq and is a predicted model, not a curated record.